Anthostomella pinea is the source of this 1356-nucleotide messenger RNA. Lineage: Eukaryota; Fungi; Ascomycota; Sordariomycetes; Xylariales; Xylariaceae. The record is from the annotation of a GenBank genome assembly.
AUGGAUGUUGGCACUCUCUCCAAGGAAGGCCUCGCUUCUCGCGCCGAGGGAGGCCUAAGUUUCAUGCAACGAGAUGUUGUCGAUGAAUUCAUGGUUUUCCCCGAGGAUGGGAACAAAGAAAAUGACGUCACGCACAUUGAAGAGGAGCUUCGGAAGCUAUCUUCAGCUAUCGUCCCAAUACGCGACGGAAAAGAGCUCGUUUUCUGGGCUGCCUCUCUCACCGAGAACCAGGCUGAAAAGGCCCGGGAAAUCGAAAAAGUCAAGAACGUCCAGGAGAGUACGAGCGCGAUAGUCGAGAACGAGGAGAUGCAAGAACGGGACCUACCGCGCCGGAAGCUGCCGUCGCCAUCCGACCUUUCUGACGUACGGAAACGGGACCUUGACUAUGUCGCUCAAAAAGAUGCUGUCCCCGAAUUGGUAGCUAUCAGCCAACCGCGCACAGAACCGGACAUCUCCCAGCUCAAGAAUAAAUAUGUAUACGAUAGCCGUGCUGGAGAGAAUAGCUUCGUCUACCACCUGGAACUUGGAGUGGCAUACAAAAACACUCAGGAAUUUACCAAAGUCAUCCCCAUAUUGACUCCGGUAGCAAGUGUCAAAAAGAUGGCUCCCUUUGACGAUGAAAGCUUAAACUCGCAUGCUACCUGCGUUGCUGAUAAGGCGGUCGGCACGAAAUUUGGUGCUGCCAAAAAAGCUACCCUGGUCGUAGUGAAGAUGGCGGGUGUUUUAAAAAGUGAUAUAUUACAGGCUGUAAUCGCAGUCAUCAACGAUUUACGGGCAAACCCCGAACGUCGCAAGAAAAGCGUGGUCACUCUGUCUCUAUAUUGGCCAGUCACGACAGGCAGUGGGGCUAUCACAACGUGGGAGCGAGAUCUAAGACGAAAGAUCAAAGAGAUCAUCGAUAUGGACGUUCCCUUUGUCAACGCGGCCGGAAACUUCGGCUCGCAACUCGGCCGCCAUGCCAUCGACACGGUGCCGGGUGUCUUUGAAGAGACCGAUGUACCUAUUAUCAACGUAGGUAAUGCGGAUGCCAAUGGUAUCAUACGCCCGAAUUCACAAGGAGGUGCCCACCUUUGGAUGUAUGCCACGGGCGAUGUAACGUGCUACUCGAAAGCCGGCGCAGUAACAACAAAGGAUGGCACAUCUUUUGCCGCGCCCCUGGUUGCCGGGGAGAUAGCCAACCUCCUCUCACGCGAACAUGUCCCCUUCGAUACGAGCGACGGGAAGCUCGUCAACAGCCUUCGAGAGUACCUGCGGUCCGAGGGCAGUUGGGAGCGCACGGCGCCAGAUGGCACAAAGGCCCGCAUGUUGUGGAACGGGGCCACAGAAAAAGAUAUACAGAAGGCCAAGGCAGCAUGA